UUACGUCACCUCCCCGAACGUUGACCCGGGCGGAUUGUGCACGGGCCUUCAUGGGAAUGAGACUGUGUGCAUGGCACGAUCGGGAGCAGGGCGGCGAGACCGGGCCCGGAGCCUUCCCCGCACCGGCUGCAGAGCAUAAUGCAAGGGAGGCAUUAACCCUCAUGCCAAAGCAGUGUUGUCAAAGCAGUUGCUCAAACAGCAGCGUGGGCACUCCGGCUUCUGUCGUAAGCUCGCCUUCAGCUCCAUGGCAGGCCCCGGCUCCACGUGCGCGGAAGAAGGCUUCUGCUAACAUCUUCAAAGACAUCGACCUGCUGCAGAUACAGACUCUCUUCCGUACGAGCGGGGAUGAGUGCGCCGAGGAGCGAGCCAGGAUCAUCUGCAACUACGCGGGAGAUCGACGUAUCGCGGACGCAUUGGUCAAACUCCGACGGAAGAGAAGAAACCGAUCGUUCCAUCAGUCUACGUCCCGACUGAGCAGCGAUCGGAUCGGGACGCUAUCUGUACAGCACUUCAGUAAACUCUGCAUUCGUGAAACCGGUCACAGGGGAAGCACGUCUACGGAGGAAGACUCCGAUCAGCCAAGCGUUGUUGAGGAGGACAGCCAGCUUUGCGAAACCAAGAAAAGAGCAGUAACACAAAGAACAUCCAAAAAGCUACGAAAUAAACAGCAGAGGAGGAUCACGGGCUAUCUGCACGGGAUAAAGCGAUGAUCCGGAACAAUCCAAUCAGGAGCCGCUCCCUCACAAUUCCAUUGCUGCUGUCAAAUGCAAUAAAGUCCAUGACUCUAGGGUGGAAAAACGCAAAACAAGGUGCUUCUGGCUCUUGUUUGUUUGGUGGAAGCUUCAUGAGAUGGCAGCCUUGGUUUGAAAGUAGUUGGGAAAACUCAUUGCUCCUGUAGACUUUAAUAACCUUGAGUGUUUAUCGUAGAUGUGGUGAAGGAGUAAAUCAGGAGAACGUUUGUAGGAAAACAAUCACCAAAAAAUGUCUGAUGUGUCUACAUUAUAGAGGUUUUAAUAUUUUAUGCUGACAAUUAAUGGCUGCUGAGUAUUUCGAACCAAACACUCCUGGAAUUCAUAGGAAUAUAUAUAUAUACCGGAUU
Molecule: messenger RNA, 1099 nt
Organism: Spea bombifrons (plains spadefoot toad)
Lineage: Eukaryota; Metazoa; Chordata; Amphibia; Anura; Pelobatidae
Gene: AVPI1
Product: arginine vasopressin induced 1
Exons: 3
Coding region: 51-710 (219 amino acids)
Source: RefSeq, a predicted model, not a curated record